AUGGAUUACACACGGAGCCAGGUGCUGAACCCUGUGCGUGUGCAGGCUCUGGAGACUUGGGUGAAACAAACCAACAUCCAGCUGAAACAGGUGAACGGUCAGCGGCGGUAUGGAGGGCCACCUGAGGGCUGGGAGGGCCCCAUGCCUGGUGCUCGCUGUGAAGUGUUCAUCAGCCAAAUUCCUCGAGACACAUAUGAGGACCUGCUCAUCCCUCUGUUCAGCUCAGUGGGACCACUGUGGGAGUUCCGCCUCAUGAUGAACUUUAGCGGACAGAACCGUGGAUUUGCUUAUGCAAAGUAUGGAUCUGCAGCUGUAGCCUCCGAGGCCAUCCGCACCCUGAAUGGGCACAUGCUGGAGCCAGGAUACUGCCUGUCCGUCAGACGCAGCACUGAGAAGAGGCAGCUGUGCAUCGGAGGUCUGCCCCUGGUCACUCAGCAAGAGCAGCUUCUGCAGGUGCUCCGGAAACUUGUGGAAGGUGUGGAGAGAGUCUCUCUGAAAGCUGGGCCUGGUAUUGAAGGUGUGUCUGCCAUUGUGGUUUUCACCUCGCAUCAUGCCGCCUCAAUGGCCAAAAAAGUGAUAGUAGAAGCUUUCAAGAAGCAUUUUGCUCUGUCUGUUUCCAUCAAGUGGCAGUCAUCAGGAAAGCCAGGUCCAGAAGAGCACAUGCCUGCUCAAAAGGCCUUCUUACCCUCUCCCACAAAGCCUCGUCGUCUGCUGGCCCCGCCGCGGCACACUUUGCCCCCGUUCUUGCGGACGUCCUCCAUCCCCCCAGGCUUCUGCCGGACAGUCGGGGGUCCAGCUGCCCAGCUGCAGAUCCCACUGCCCCCAGGGUUCUUCUCUCUGCCCCCUCUCCCACUCUCAGACCACCCGCCUCACUACUUCUGA
This is a messenger RNA of Knipowitschia caucasica, 882 nucleotides long. NCBI's taxonomy places the organism in Eukaryota, Metazoa, Chordata, Actinopteri, Gobiiformes, Gobiidae. The record is from the annotation of a GenBank genome assembly.